Entrophospora candida is the source of this 558-nucleotide messenger RNA. The record is from the annotation of a GenBank genome assembly. NCBI's taxonomy places the organism in Eukaryota, Fungi, Glomeromycota, Glomeromycetes, Entrophosporales, Entrophosporaceae.
AUGUCAGAGACAAACAAUUUUGUUUUAACUGUUCGAUCUGGAGGCCAAACAGGCGCUGAUAGAGCAGCUUUAGAUGCUGCUCUACAUUACAAUUCCACUAAAAACUUAUCUAAUGGCGAGAAAAAAUCUCUCAUCGUUAAUGUUACUGGUUGGUGUCCAAAGGGUAGACUAGCUGAGGAUGGUACCAUCUCACCGCGAUAUCCGCUAAAUGAAACACCUAGUUCAUCGUAUGCUGAGAGAACGGAGUGGAAUAUUCGUGAUGGAGACGCUACAUUGGUUCUGUUAUUAUCUGCCACUACACCGCCUGAUUUUGGAACGAGUUUUACUAUUGAGAAAGCGAAUGAAUUUAAAAAGCCUUCAAGAAUCAUUUUUCUUGAUGACGAUAUCAUGCAUAACGCUCGUCAAGUUAUUAAUUGGAUGAAUGUCAACCAAGUCAACGCGCUGAAUGUAGCAGGUCCUAGAGAAAGUAAUUGUCCUGGACUUUACAACAAAGCAAAAAAAUUUAUGAUUGCCUUGUUAGAUGAAAUAAAUAAAAGCGGCAAGUUAAGUUUAAAAUAG